Trematomus bernacchii (emerald rockcod) is the source of this 3256-nucleotide messenger RNA. Its product is annotated as cell division control protein 42 homolog. The record is from RefSeq and is a predicted model, not a curated record. Gene Ontology annotation, molecular function: GTPase activity; GTP binding. Gene Ontology annotation, biological process: small GTPase-mediated signal transduction; modification of synaptic structure. Bases 83 to 658 code for a protein of 191 amino acids. The transcript is spliced from 6 exons. Gene Ontology annotation, cellular component: dendritic spine. NCBI's taxonomy places the organism in Eukaryota, Metazoa, Chordata, Actinopteri, Perciformes, Nototheniidae.
CGCGCCGGGGGAAGUGGGAGUUUACGGGAAGCACCUGAACGUAGCACAACAUUACAGCACUCCAGCGGUGAGAAGAAACAAGAUGCAGACCAUAAAGUGUGUGGUGGUGGGUGAUGGUGCGGUGGGAAAGACUUGCCUGCUUAUCUCCUACACCACCAACAAGUUUCCCUCUGAAUACGUCCCAACAGUUUUUGAUAACUAUGCAGUGACGGUGAUGAUCGGCGGCGAGCCGUACACUCUGGGACUGUUUGACACUGCAGGUCAGGAGGACUACGACAGGCUGCGACCCCUCAGCUACCCUCAGACCGACGUCUUCCUCGUCUGUUUCUCCGUAGUAUCGCCUUCCUCUUUUGAGAAUGUCAGAGAGAAGUGGGUGCCGGAGAUCUCCCACCACUGCCCGCGGACCCCCUUCCUGCUGGUCGGGACUCAGGUGGAUCUGAGAGACGACAGCAACACUCUGGAGAAACUGGCCAAGAACAAACAGCGAGCCCUGAGCUGUGAGAGCGGGGAGAAACUGGCCCGAGAGCUGAAGGCCGUCAAAUACGUGGAGUGUUCAGCUCUCACACAGAGGGGUCUGAAGAACGUGUUUGACGAGGCCAUCCUGGCAGCUCUGGAGCCUCCAGACAACAAACCCAAGAAGCGCUGCGUCCUGCUAUAGACGCCACAACAGGAGGACGAGGACGAGGAGGAGGUGGAGGUGGAGGUAGACAGAGAUGAACCCAGAUGGGAACGGAGGGAGGCAGUACGGAGAGGAGGGGGAUGGUGUGGGAGUGGACGAGGUCAUUUGUAAACAGUGCCUUCAGCCGUAGUGACUUACCGCGGGGUGUGGUGUUGGAAGAGGCUUUCUUUUCAUCAUAGAUACGUGUCCAUUAUAAUAUGACUAACACAUGUGGACUCCUCACUAACCAGGAAACAGGUUUCAAUAAUAGGAGGAGAGGGUUACACGCCUUAAAGAUACAAACAGUGGGUGGAGUCACGGUUACAGCUCCAACUGGUAACCACCAACUGAAAAUGAUGACGUUUAUCAAAAGAUAUUCACCCAAGUCACACAUUGUAAAGUUUAAGAUGUCUUUGGUCAGUACACGCCGUCGUAGAUUGCGCUGCCCUCUUACAUUGAUGGAGAUUUCUGGUUAAGUUUGGCUAGCAUCAUUCCUUUGAAAUGGAGGUUAUAAUAAUGAUCCUUUUCAUUAUAUCAUCUCUUUCUUUGGUCUAAAGCAGGUUGCAUUUGCACCAAAGAAAUAGUAGUAAAAAACAAUGAGGCAUUAAUGAUAUUUGUUACCAGCCAACAGUCUGAUUAAAACGAUUAGAAGAGGCGAAAAUGGAGCAGAAAUAAACACUUUCUACAAACAACGUUUUUUAUUGAAAGAGAUAUAAAAAGCCAGUUUGUGAGCAUCGUGCCCUGCAGCUGCCGUCGUGUUUAGUGGUUCAGUUUGAGUGGCCACGGUAACCUGACUUCAUCCAUAAAAGAGAUUCAGAUGGGCUAAUUAGAGUUUCUGUAGAGCUUCACUGACUUCGGCUUUGCAGUAUAAAAUACGAUGUUAACGCGUGCGCGCGCACACACACACACACACACACACACACACACACACACACACACACACACACACACACACACAGCAGUUAAUGAUGCACACCUGCAAUAAUCCAACAACAGGAGCGAUGAUCGAACUUGCACAUCCUUAAGAAAAACGUGAUUGAGGAAAACAAAUCAAAUCUUUCAGUUGGAACAUGAGUAGGUUGGUUGGUAGGUUUCAUGAGACACAUUUCAAGGCACAGGGUGGUCACCUGACAGAAACGUGUUAGUGUUCAGCAAACAUUGCCUUUUCUCUCCUGCCGUCUCACUGUGGACAUCCUCACACUCCACCGUCACAGGGGAGUCAUUAUGUUUGGCUGUAACUCUUUAAAACUGCAUACCACCUGAUAUCAAGUAUUUAAGGUGUUACAUGUAGACCCCAUCCCAAAUAAACCAAUAGCAUGUUUAAUGCAAAAGAAACAGAGAAGAGUGUCGGCCUCUGUCUGUUGUGACACUUAGAUACAUUUAUGAGAUAUAAGUCCAUGAAACAUUUGCCAAACAGCCAUCUCAAUUAGAGUCCUAUCAAGACAUCAUCUAAUACAAAUGUUGCACACAAAAAAGAAGGCCUUAAUUUAACUGCAGCACCAAUGCCAGAAUUCACCUCAUGUAUUCAAUUGUGUGUGUAUACUGAAACUUUGAGUAGUAAUGCCUUAACAUUUGUAAUUUCGUUCUCAAAAACGUUUCUGCCUUAUUGCUUAGGAUCCUAAAAAGUCAUAUUUUUGUGUCAGUUGUUUUGUCUUUGGAAAUCUAGUAACACCAACCAGCCCUUCUUCUUUAGCAGGCUAUUUCAUUUGUGACACAUUAAACAGUAACCUAACCUGUUGAUGAACUGGUUAAUGGAAUCCUAACUCGCCUUAUGCUGUGGAUAGUAGAUGUGACUAAUGAGCAAAACAUUUCACUCGUGACCUCCUCGUAUUGUUCGCUCCUGCUUCGCUCUCCUCGUUCGUUUGGCGUGUUAGCACCUCCUAGAGGCCUUAAAGGGGAAUACCGCUCAGUUUAAAGGUUUGUGUUGUUUCUUUGGGCAUCAAGAAAUCUCCACUGGAGCCUAAAAUAGGAUAAGUUAGACUUAGCUUAUAAUAUCAUCAGUUAUACCAUCAGGCAUCUUUAAGCAGGCAACCUGUUUGGGCGUUUUUACCUUUGUGUUAUGAAGCUAAAUUAUAAGUACUAAACGAGUUAAUUAGCUAAGGAUCUGGAAUAACUGAUGUUAUGUCGUGUUUUGGUAUACUUUUUUAAGCUCUUCAAUACUGAUUAACCACGGCCAAAUAAUAACCAAAAUCUUUAAACUGAGAAGAUUUCCUUAUAAAAAUUAACUAUAAUUCCACUUUGCUUAUAUUUUUUCCACUAUUUUGGAGAUGACAGUUUAUUCUGAUAAUGUAUGGAUGAUUACAAGUAUUAUAUAUAUAUAUAUAAUUUCCUUUGCUCCUUAUUGUUUCUUGGGGAACAUUAUUUUAGCUGUUUUUUGGACAUUUGAGGUUUUUAUUUCUUUUCCUUUUAGAUAUUUUUACUUGACGGUUGAGUGCCAACAGUUUGAGUGAGUAUCACAAACUAAACAACUCUCAUGAUAAGCUUCUAGUGGCAGGAGAAAACAGCUGAAGCAAUAUUUACAGAUAAGUGCUCUGUAUAAGAAGAUGAAUGUUAGAAGUGGUGGGUGUUUGGAAAUAAUAAAAACAGUACUUGAAUGUU